CCACUUUCUUAGGAACUCAUAUUUCAGUGAAAAAAAUUACACCAACCAAUCCCAUUUUUUUCUAACCACCCUUUGUCUCUUUCUUCACCUUUUUCACAGAUUUUGUUCAAUCCCAUGCAUUCACACUUCAAACAAAGAAAAUAGGGAAUACCCAUUUUUCAACACCCUUUAAAGGUGGAAUCUUUAUUAUUUAUUGGCGUCAAAGAAACGCAUAGAGGAAAGAGAAAAAGAAAAAAGAUUCAGUUUUUAUUGUGUGUGAUUAAAAUAAUAUAAAAAGGUUUAUGCCUUUUUACUUACCCUUAUGGAUUUGGAUUAAGGUAUAGAUUAAUGGUGGAUGGGUUGGUGAAGAGUGGCGUUUCAAAGUUGAAUUCUUUUUGUUAAGUAGGGUCACCCCUUUUGUUGUGGUUUACGUUUUCUUCUUCAACAAGACUUCAUUGGUUUUUGUUUUACUUCAAAUCACAAAAUUGGAAUUUUUUUUUCUUUGGUUUUGGUUUUUGAGUGAAAAGAAAGAUGGGUUCUUAUGGAAAUCUUGCAAAGAGGGCUGUGGAAACUGAGAUGCCUAUUAUGGUUAAGAUGCAGGAAUUGCUACGAGGAGCUAAGAAUGCUGUGUCUUUGGCUCAGGGGGUGGUUUAUUGGCAACCUCCAAAGCAAGCAUUGGAUAAGGUGAAAGAGCUUGUGUAUGAGCCUUCUAUUAGUCGUUAUGGUAACGAUGAAGGUAUUCCUGAACUCAGAGCAGCAUUAGUGAAAAAGCUGCGUAAUGAAAAUAAUUUGCACAAAUCCUCGGUUAUGGUUACAGCCGGUGCCAAUCAGGCGUUCGUGAAUCUAGUUCUUACUCUAUGUGAUGCGGGGGAUUCCGUGGUUAUGUAUGCUCCUUACUACUUCAAUUCAUACAUGUCCUUCCAAAUGACUGGCAUUACCAAUAUACUAGUUGGUCCCGGUAACCCGGAAACACUUUAUCCAGAUGCAGACUGGUUGGAAAAAGUGUUAUCAGAAAGUAAACCUGUCCCGAAGCUAGUAACUGUUGUAAAUCCUGGCAACCCAACUGGAACCUACAUUCCAGAGUCUCUUCUAAAGAGGAUUGCAAAUCUGUGCGAGAAAGCUGGCUCUUGGCUUGUUGUGGACAAUACAUAUGAGUACUUUAUGUUUGAUGAUUUGAAACACACUUGUGUGGAAGGAAAUCAUGUUGUGAAUAUUUUCUCUUUCUCGAAAGCUUAUGGAAUGAUGGGAUGGCGAAUUGGAUACAUAGCAUACCCUUCUGAAGUAGAAGGACUUGGUUCCCAACUUCUCAAAGUCCAAGACAACAUUCCAAUUUGUGCUUCAAUAAUUUCACAACACCUUGCACUCUACUCCUUAGAAUUGGGACCCGAAUGGGUUACCGAACGAGUAAAAACUCUUGCGAAGAACAGACAAAUUGUCAUGGAGGCCCUUUCUUCUCUUGGAGAAGGUUCUAUUAAAGGAGGAGAAGGAGCUAUAUACCUUUGGGUGAAGAUUCCAAGCGGACAUGGCUACGAUGAUUUCGAAGUUGUUCGCUGGCUAGCUAAUAGGCACGGGAUUGCUGUUAUCCCGGGAAGUGCAUGCGGUGCUGCUGGAAAUCUUAGAAUUUCAUUUGGAGGCUUGACUGAAAAUGAUUGUAGAGCAGCAGCAGAAAGGCUUAAGAAAGGUUUGGAAGAAUUGGUUGCACAUGGUUUGGUACAAGACUAGUAACAAAAUAGUUUCAUCUCAAAAGAAAUUUAUAGAAAGAAAAGUCCAUUUGCCAGUCGAGAAAAUUUGCAGCUGGUGCAUUUGAAUAAAUGUUAGGAUUUUAUUUUCAGCCUUGUUAAUUUGGAGGGUACUAACAAGGUUUAAUAAUUUUCAUUUUGAAAAGUAGAUAAAUGCAUCAUAGACUUCUGUUCAUAUCAAUUGAUUUUUAUAUGUUUAUGCUUCUUGAUUGGAUUGA
Molecule: messenger RNA, 1936 nt
Organism: Medicago truncatula (barrel medic)
Lineage: Eukaryota; Viridiplantae; Streptophyta; Magnoliopsida; Fabales; Fabaceae
Product: aromatic aminotransferase ISS1
Exons: 9
Coding region: 511-1701 (396 amino acids)
Biological process (GO): amino acid metabolic process; biosynthetic process
Molecular function (GO): pyridoxal phosphate binding; transaminase activity
Source: RefSeq, a predicted model, not a curated record